This is a messenger RNA of Lytechinus pictus (painted urchin), 7659 nucleotides long. Its product is annotated as C2 domain-containing protein 3-like. The record is from RefSeq and is a predicted model, not a curated record. NCBI's taxonomy places the organism in Eukaryota, Metazoa, Echinodermata, Echinoidea, Temnopleuroida, Toxopneustidae. Gene Ontology annotation, biological process: centriole elongation; cilium assembly. The coding region runs from base 1 to 5550 and encodes 1849 amino acids. Gene Ontology annotation, cellular component: centriolar satellite; centriole. The transcript is spliced from 32 exons.
AUGGAGCUUGCAUCAGACAGUAAGGACUUUGCCUCUGCUCUCGCUAAGACCAGAGUAGCCGAGAUGCAGGGUGCUAAGAUUGUACCCCUCCCCUCAUCUGACCGUAGGGUGGGGUUAACUCAUCUCACAGGGCAUGCAUCACCACCAUCACAGCCAUCAUCCAGGCAUACUUCACCUAAGAGUCACCAGGCCAAAGAUGGAAGUGGGUAUAGAACAACUGGGAAGUCAUGCGCUGCUGUUCCAUUUGGUCAUCCAGGACCAGAUAUUGACAAUUUUGGAGGAGAAUAUGCUGAUGAUCAAACUAUUCAAUCUACCAAAAAGAAGAAUAGGGAUACAUCUCCAAACCAGCAAGGAGGCUUUGAGGCCCUAACUCUUCAUUCUUUGCUGUAUGUAAGAGAUGGUCAUCUGAAUACCCCCAUUAUACCAGGACAUAGUAUGCCGAGACCUCAUCCUCAUCCUACUUUACAGUAUACUUCAGGAGGAAGAGACAGACUGGUGCAUAAUACCUACUUGGUUGGUCGUAUGUUCUGGUUGGAUGAUGCAGCUAGGUCUGAUGUGUGUUGGGGAACCACUCAACCAAACUUUGACUAUGUACAGGUAUCUCCGGUGCUUCUGACCCAGUCACUCCUGGAGAGAAUGAGGAAUAAUUUCACUGUGAUUGAAGUCUGGGAUAAAAAGACAUCUGCUCAACACGACCAGUUACUAGGUAUUGCCAAGCUCCCUUUACAUCAGCUUUACAUGUCGUAUAGAGACCAAAGAAUUGGCAAGACAUUGCUCAAGUCACAGUAUCCUGUUGUAGCUGUAGACAAUGAAAUACCAAUAAAUGACCCCUUCACUGGUCAGCGCUGUGGACAGCUGACCAUACUCCUGGCUCUAGGAUCACAGCAACAGGUUUCUGCUUUACAGAGGUUGAAAUCUAUCAGACGAGAUGCUACUGAUGUACCUGAGAGACCAGUGCACUAUGGAGAGAGAGCUAAUGUUCACACUGCCGAUCAAGAAGUAGAAGACACGGGCGCAGUUGAACAUGUUUUUGAGGUAGUCAUUGAAAGCAUCCAGGGUUUGCCUCAGCUUGAAGACUCGGUAUGGGGAGAGGCAGAUUGUUUCAUCCAAUAUCACUUUCCUCAUCAACAACAACAACUACAGCAACAGCAGGAGUUCGGAGGGCUACUCCAAGACAAUAGCCUAACUCUCAGACCUCACCAUACUCCGACUACUCUAUGUGUUCCUGAUCCUGUAUUCAAUGAUGUAUGCAGACAUAGGAUAGUCUUGGUUCAAGGCACUCCAGUACAAAGGGAACUUCUCACAGCCUGUGCAGGAGUAGGAGGCCAUGCUGGAGGUAUACCAUUUGAGGUUUGGUGUCGAUUCUACUACCCUAACGUUAGGGAUCAAGUCAUUGCUAAGGCUACCCUACCAUUAGCCAAGCUAUGUGCCAUGGUAACCAUGCAGAGAAGAGGUGAGCCCAGUGUCCAGACAUUCUCAUUACCCCUUCGUACUCAUCAAGAUGACCAUCAGAGGGCAGCAGAUGAAACAGGUGCAAUGCUUCAUGACAGUGGACUAUUAGAUGUAACAGUAAGCUACAGACAGACAGUGAUCCAACACAGAACCAAUCCAUCAAGGGCGAUAGGUGCUACUGCUGGGGGUCCUCAUGUAUCCUUAGCACUCACUAUUCUUAGAGCUUGUGGUCUUAAGUCUGCAGCAACAUCUCUAGCUCGUCAUGACAACGGGAUGCAGUAUCCUAGUCAGGUUGGAGUCAAUUCAUACAUCAAGAUACAACUAUCAUUCAUGGCUAAGGAUGAGGUGCGUGUAACAAGAACCAUAGCCAGGAGUUUCUGUCCAGAGUACAACCAUCAUGUAGAGCUUCCAUGCCCCCUCCUCCUCGCACCCAGGGAGGGGGAAGAUGAUGAUGUGAUGAGUUUAGCUGAGGCAUUGGAAUCUGCUGAUCUCAUCUUACAAGUUUGGCAUCAAGUACCUGGUUUUAGAGAAGGUGAUGGUGAGAGACCACAUAUUGAAGAUGCAUUACUUAGAGGAAGUGGAGGUGGUAUGAGAGGUCAUCGGGUCAUUGCUGACACAGGAGAUAUACUGAUUGGUUCAGCUACUAUCGCACUUGUGAAGCUGUUAGCAAACAGAACUGGUCUUGAAGGUUGGUUCCCCAUCAGUCUACCACCCAUAGGUUGGGACACCACACCCCACCCUAGGCAGCAUGACCCCUUGAGUGACACACCAGAUGACACACCCCAGCCCCACACUAAGCUGCUUGACAGGGUGGCAGGAGGGGUGGAGCUAGCGGUCAAGUUUGGACAUCAAGCUGAUCGUGAGAGGGUCAUUGAUGCUGGACGUAAGGUUGGCUGGAGUCCUGAUAGUCUGGUCUUGGAAGACGCCCAAGAGAUCUGGGAUGAUGGACCCCAGGACCAAGGGUCAUCUAGUUCAUUAUCCUGUGAAGUGACCAUUGAUGUUGAUGGUGCAUGGUUCCCUGUCCAGUCAUCACUCAGACCUGGUCAAUCUCAGCUUGACCCUCACACCAAGGCUUACAUCAGAUAUAAGUUCUACGACAAAGGUGCAGUAUGUUCCAAGCUAUGUUACCUUGAUCAGACAGGAGAAGGUCAACUCUGUGCUGAUCUCAAACACUGUCAUGUUCUUCAUACCAAUCAGUCAUUACCAUUUGCUUGGUACUUACGUGAGGAACAAUUGGAGGUCCAGCUGUGGCUGAGUUACAGUACUGAACUACACAAGGAAAGCAAAGCCAGACCUCGGCAUAGAGACAGACUGAUUGGUUGUGCUUACAUUGACCUUUCUCCUCUAUGUCAUCAACGGGUCAAGAGACAUCGGGUCAGUGGUGUGUUUCCUAUGUACAAGCCAGGAUGUGCUGAUAUGGGAGGAGCAUGUCUCAGAGCUCAUGUUACUAUGAGAGUCACAUCAGAACAGAAGCCAAUAACAACUCAUCAGACGGAUCUAUGUAAGAGAAUACGGGAUGAUGAAAGCAUUGAUGAAGAAACACAACCCAAUCAAGACACCAAAGAAAGUAAAGGAGUGCAGGAGAAAGUGAAUGAAGAGGAAGGGGAUAGACAGAAGAACCAACCAGUUUGGAUGACAGUGAUAGUGGAAAGAGCGAUGCGUCUGAGUGACUUUACUGAUCCAUCAAGGGCUGAAUCCAUAUCACCAAGCUCGUAUGUAACCUUCCAGUCAGCCAUAGGUCCAUCCCCUGCUGUUACUCCUACUGUAUCAAACUCAAACAACCCUCAGUGGAAGUAUAACAGAGAUGUGGCUAUCAGUCCGCAGCUACUGGAUAAUCAGAGUCUGGUUUUCAAGAUUUGGCACCAGAUCUCUAGCAAGCAAGAUUCAACUUGUGAUCGAGUUUUGGGUUUCACAUCAGUAGAUCUAGGACCCCUGCUGGCAGGUAUAAGGUCUCUAGAUGGCUGGUAUAAUAUCAUGGACUUCUCAGGCCAGACACUUGGACAGAUCAAGAUAUCAAUUACACCAAAGGAAUCUUUAUCACCAUUGAGGCAUUCUCCAAAACAGAGAGCAAUAUUGGGAUCACCAAACAGUUCCAAUCUCUUCAGUCGUGCACCUCUUCCUCCUCCUCACUACCUCCUCCCAUCAUCCUCCAACCAUCCUGUCAGUGGUCUACCAUCCUCACAUCCUGCAGCAAGGAGUCUAGAUCACUUCCAACAGCAUCUAGAAGGGGUCAGGGAGUUCCAUGGUAAACUACAAGAGAGACUCAGAAGUCUUCAUAGAAUGGAAACAGAUACAGGGUCAUCAGAUGGUGGAACCCAACACACAGUCACUCAAGAUCCUCCAAAGAUAAGAACACAACAGAGUGACUACCAAUCUCACCUUGCAGAAAGGACACCAUCAUCAUCAUACCUCUUGGAAAACUUCAGGAAAAACAUGGAGGAAUUAGAUGAGCUUCACCAGCGUCUCAAGACCAAACUUUCAGGAGGAGAGACAUCAUCUCAAAACCCAGCAACUCAUCACCAUGGUAAUGCUGGUAGUGAUGCAGAGAGGAGGCCGAUUUCUGGAGAUGGUAAUGGUAUAGGCGCAAAGCAGGGAGGAGAGUUUAGUACUUUUGAUAAUGUGGUUGAUGACCAGACAGACUCUCAUGGGAAUGCCAAUAAUAAUCGCCAUCAUCAUCAGCAGCAUCACCAGCAGUAUGAUCAUCAAAAUCAACAUCACCAGCAAUACCAUGAUCAAGAUCAUCUUGAAGGUCAUAGAACCGUCCUCGAUGAUGGAGUAGAGAGAACUGAUUCAAGAGAUGAUGAUGAUAGAACUAGUAAUUGGAGUACGGAAGGGUAUCCCUCAGAUGAAGCGUUGCAUGGCUACACCCACAAAGAUAGAGACAAUCAUCUGGGUAAUGGUGGAGUAAUGAUGGACCUAAAGUAUGAUUAUAGCAAUAGGAGAGAGGAUACUGGUAGAGAAGAUGAUGGUGGUGAUGAUGGAGAUGGUGGUGGUGGAACACAUCAAUUCUUGGAGGAUGGAGCCACAGGGGGUGAUUAUGAAGACAGCGUGGUUUAUGUGAGACCAUUGAAUGACAUAUCAUCUCCAGCCUUCAGUAAUGGUAUCAGCGAUGAUGUCAUAAGCCCACCAUCAUCCAGACCGCGCCCCUUCCUCCCAUGUAAUGCUGUCGAGGAUGAGGUACGUUACCAUAGAGAUGGUCAACACAAAUCUAGUCAUAUGGAUGAUGACCUUUUGACAAACACUGAUAGACUAAGUGGUAGGAAUGAUGUAGAGGAAUACUCUAACAACUUUGAUUUCAUGGAAGAUAAUUACCAUGGCAACCAAAUCAGUGAUGCAUUCCAUGAUGGUAGAGGAGGAGAUGAGGAUCAUGAAGGUUUGCAGUCUUAUCAAGGCAUGGACCCCACCCACCAUGAUGGUUCUGAUGGGAUUGACAAGGUCAUGGUUGAUGAUAGCCAGGCUGAACAAGAUAAUGUCUUGCAGGGGUAUAGAACUGAUGAUCUGCAGAAUUUGGCCACACAAAGUGACCAUACCACCAGUGCAUCAGAUCAUACAGAUGUCACUUCCAACAUGGUGAGGACAAGAUCAUCUACUGGUACCAGCGGUAGUAGCCCUGAUGAUGGAGGGAUGAGAGAAGGUAACCAUGGCAGUGAUGGUAUUUUGGGGAGAGUAGGAGAUGGUGAUCUUGAUGAUGAUGAUGUUGUGGAGGAUGGCAUUGUUUUGACAUUGAAUGCUCAAGAAGCUGAACUGCAGAGACAGCAACUGGAGUUGGAGGAAGCCGAGAGAUCAGCAGCAGUCAGACCAAAGGAACACCUUAAGAACACCAUUAAUAACACACUCCCUGACUUCUUCUUGCCACCCACUGACCUUGAAGCAUCAAUGAGGGCGCUCUAUAAUACUGUAUCUGGUCCAACGUCUCAUGAAUUGAAUGCUAGAGACAGAGCAAAGUUUGAAGCAGCCCAAGAGAUGGCACAACGCCUUGGUUCAGGAGGUCAACAGAAAUCACAAGCCGCAACUCGUACUCCGCUGCCAUUCUCCUACAAACAACCUACAGCUGACCAAGCCAAAAGAAUCGCUAAGAUUUUCUCUGCUAAGUUUUAGGAAGGUGAAAUGCUGAUUUUCUGAAUUGAUAAAAUUAAAUGGAUGGUGUUACUUUUCUUCUACCAGGCAGAGAUGAUUACUAUAACAUUAUAUCUACUACGUCAUAGGACCCAGGGUCACAUUGCUAAACACAUUUUAUCAGAGAAAACUCUCCCCUUUUUGUAACAGGAUUUAUAUUUUCAGUGUUCAAGUCAAUGAUAGAAGUGUGCAGACCUGAUUUUUCAAUUUUUCCUGAAUUGUGAUAUUUUAUGAUACAGGCCGUAGCAUCUCCUUUUUUCGAGAUUUUAGGGAAAGAUCUUGGAAAAGGUUGCUGUAUUCCUCCUUUCUUUUUUCUUACACUGUAUUCAGUUUGAAAAUGAAGAAAAAUGAAGGAUAAAUGAAUUAGAUUCUGAAUUGCUCCCUUAUACAGCUUAUGUAGUUAGCAUACCCACUAAAGGCCUGCUACUGUCAUAUUAUUUCUUUGUGUCAUGUGUGAAUGAUUGUAGUCAUCAAAUUACCAACUACUUUAUACAACAUGAUUAAAGUAAGGGUGACAAACAUUUUGCCCCACCUCCUUGUUAAAAGAUUUUUUAUCGGUUUAAUGAGAUGUGAAUGCUAUUAAACAGCUCUUUUCAUUGGAUAUUGCCUCAUAAGCAAGUGUAACUUAGAUGAGAUAAAAUGAAGAUAAAUGGAUCUAAGGAUACUAGUACUGGUUUCUAGAGAUUUCCAGAGCAAUUUUCUCACUGAUUGUAACAGAGAUAUGAAAAAUGUUAUUUUUUAUCUGAGAUAAAACUAAUCUCACAAUAGCACCUGUUGAGUGUGUUAUAAAUCUUUUUGUAAGUUACAUUGGACCGUAUUCUGAAGUCGGGUUUAACAUAAACUCAGGUUUAAAGUUGUGGUUUAAGUAUGGAUAGCCAAUUGUUACAUAAAUCACUAACAGUAGAGAUAUCAUAUUUCAGCUCAUUUGACUCUUAAAUCAUUCUCAAUUUUCUAGGAAGUAUGAAUAAGAUGAUUGCCUCCACCAUUGAGGAAUCAGGAAAAAGCACAAUAAACAUAAGAAAUAUACAAUGUAAUGAAAGUUUUGACACUUUUGGCUUCCCAUAACUUUAGCACGGCGUUAGACCGUGGCCUAAGUUAAACCUGACUUCAGAAUACGGGCCAUUGACUUUACGAUCGACCCUUUCUUGUGGUAAAUUAUAUUUACCAGAUUUUGAUAGGCGUUGAUUUAGUUCCUGAGAAAGGGUCUCCUGUUGUUCACAAAGUCACUCGUAACCUAAGAACACCUUUGUAUUCAAGUAUUGAAGCUUAUAAGCUAUUGUUGGCUGCAAGUAGAAUAUUGAUGUGAAACUUAUUGGAUAGUGUCAUAUUAUCUGCCUUGAAUAUUAAGUCUUCAGUGUGCAAGGCCACCUCGCAUUUUACUCCUGAUCUUGGGUGAAUUUCAAUGUAUUUCUUAAGUUUUCAAAAGGUAUGCUAGUGAAAUUAAUCCUGAUCAUUGAGUAUUUGUGAUCCCUCUGUACUGGAGACAAUAGCUAUGCACAAUGACAUCUCGUAAAAAGUGUAUGUGUACUAAGGAAUUAAGUGCAUUUUUAUGCCCCCGUUUGUUGAUUAUUUGAUUAGAAACAAAGUGUAAUAAGCGCUAUAUAAAUGUAACUUAUUAUUUUAUGAGUAUUAUUCAUUUAGACGGACACAAUUUUUUUUGCCUUUUUCUUGCUUUAAUAUGACUAGCUUGAACAAAGAAACCGUCAAAUUAUUUUAAGGUCUCUUUAAAACUUUUUGAAACAUUUACCAAGAUGAUAGAGUAAUUAAUCAUCAAAUUAUGUUAAUGGUCUAAUUUAAGUACCUUUCUUCUUACUUUCACGGUCACACUUCUAAUUCAAAGCCAUUAGAAAAGACCCAAUACCAUUAAACAAAAGUAAAUUGUAUCGUUCAUCUUGUUAUGUUCAUAACUAAGCAAUUAAUUGUACAAGUAUGUAAAUACUGUACAAUGUAUUAGUACUGUAUUAUGAUGUUAUCUAUUUUGUUAAAAGUAUAGAAUGUGAAGCAUUUGUUAUAUUGAAUUGCUGUAUGAAAAAAAAACUAUUUACCUAUGAUCUGUACAAAUAUUGUGAAUAAAUUGAGAAUAUUAAUUUA